Messenger RNA from Parasteatoda tepidariorum (common house spider), 1495 nucleotides. RefSeq lists its product as uncharacterized. The record is from RefSeq and is a predicted model, not a curated record. Lineage: Eukaryota; Metazoa; Arthropoda; Arachnida; Araneae; Theridiidae.
AGUAAAAGUUUAUCAUAGCAACAGUGAAUUUACAACACACUAACUGAGCUUAAAUACAAAACAGAAACAAUAAAACACGCUGUAAAUAACGGAUGAAUAAAUUAUGAACUCUCAACAAUUCGAUAAAGAAGUACAAGAAAGUGGCUUUGAAAUAAAGAAACUUUGCCGGGAGGGACUGCUAUUUUCUUCAUAUAACUUUGAUCUUGAAAAAACAGUUACAAGCGAUGUUCUUCAAAUUUAUUCACCUGAUGAACUGUAUGAGAAAGCUAGAGAAGCUGAAAAAAAAUUCGAUGAAAUUAUUUCUGAUGCCAUGGAACAAAACAGACUUCCUCAAUACCUAAGUAACCUGAUGCAAGACUGGAAAACUGAAGCAGAAAUUGUCUUCAAGCAAUAUGAUGAUAUUAUUGCCGAACUCAACCAUGAUGUAGAUACGCAAGAUAUGGAUUACAGAAUAAGAAUUGAAAAUUAUUGCAAUCAACAUGAAGAAAUAAGAAAUAAAACUGAAAAUUUAAUUUUAGAGCUUAAUAAAACAGGAAGAGAUGAAGUUAGUGCAACAAGGAAUUCAAUAAUAAACCAUUCGAAACGGAUAUCAGAUGAGUUGUGGAAUAAAAAUGGUUCCUCGUUGGAUGAAACAUCAGCUGAUAAGCCUUUUGACACAUAUUUAUGGAAAACGCCCACUGAAAUGCUUGCAUUGGAACAGCUUGAAGAUGUAUUUCUGAUAGAGCAGAAAGAUACUACUAAUUUAAGAAUUGAAUUUUUGUCUAAAAUUUGUAAAAUGAGAAGCAAGCUUGAAGUAGACAAAAUGAACUAUAAUCUGGACAGACAAAUCCUAGAGCAGGAAAUUUUUGACAUGAAACAAAACUGCAAUUCUAGUGUGCCAGCUAUUGCAAAAAUGAAAAGGAAAUGCUUCCGUAUGUUGGAUAAAAAAGAAAGACUAGUCACAGAACUCAAGAGUUUAAAUGACUUGAUAAAGAAGGAACAAAAGUUGAAAGAGAAAAUGGCGAAUAAAAAUAACGUUAUUCUGCAAAAGGAUUAUGAAGUUAAACAUUUGGAAAAAAGGAGAAAAAUAUGCGAUGUGACGAAACAUGAAAUGCGGAAGUUAUUCUUUGAUAUUUCUAAGCAGGAAAGAUUUCUUUUUGAAAAUGUUUUACAGAUUUCAAUGAAGACGAAUACCUUGUUUGACCAGAAAAAGUUCAACGCGUCUACGGAAGUGGAUUUUGAAGAAUGCAUGUCUGAAAAAUAUUGGAAACAAAUUUUAGAUGAAAUAAGAAAUGCUCUUGACUUAGAAAAAUUUCACAAUGCUCUGCUGAGUUAUUGGGAAGAACUACAGUGUUGCAAUGAACUACUGGUGCAGAACCAAGAAUCAUCAACUCUCUUAGGAGAACUUAAAGUUUUGAUGGAAAAUUAUCUAAUUGUGAGGAAAUCUUAAUAUUUAUUGAGCAUUGUAUAUAUAUAUAUAUAUAUUAAAAAAACAUUUAAUAAUUUCACUUUUUUA